AUGGAUUCAACGCAUUUUCUUUCGUGGUUAGAUUCGACUUGUGCAACGCUAAGAGAGAAGAUUGGUGAAAAGGAAAGAAUUGCUGUUUGUUUGGACAACGCAACAUGGCACAACAAACUCACAGAAGAAUCAAUCAUUCCAAAGCGUUCUUCAACAAAAGGAGAAAUUCAAAAAUGGCUUCAAGAUCGAAAAAUUAAUUUUCCAGAAAAAUUUGUUAAAGCUCAAUUGUUACAGCUUGUAUGUACAAACUGUCCACGUAAAGAAUAUAUGUUUGUUCCUGAUCAAAAUACAACAUUUCGUCAAGGUGAUGUAAAACAAUCGAUUGGACAGUUUAUGGUGACAAUGGAUGAUAAACUUGCAAGUUCAUAUUUUCAUCAUGUUGAUGAAGUCGAAGAGAUGUAUAAAACAGCAGAUGAAAUAAUGGAAGAAGAAAUCGAACCAUAUUUACAAUCUGACAGUGAAGAAACAGAUUGUGAUGACGGUGAGAAAAACGUAGAAUUAUAGUUCUUUUUGUAUUUGUACUUUUUUCAAAAUUCAGUUUAUUUUC
Rotaria sordida is the source of this 547-nucleotide messenger RNA. NCBI's taxonomy places the organism in Eukaryota, Metazoa, Rotifera, Eurotatoria, Philodinida, Philodinidae. The record is from the annotation of a GenBank genome assembly.